AUGAUGAUAUUACAUCGAAUCUCUCUCCUUACUCGUUUUCAUAGACGACUGAUUAUAUCGACUCAAGCAAUUCAUAUUGACUCUGAUCCAAAUGAAAAAAUUAUUCCCUUAUCUAAGUUUGAUUUAAGUAAACCAUUAAUUGGACGAACUAAUGCUGAACAAACUGCUAUUUCAUUACUUAGUCCCGAUAUGCCUGCUGAUGCUGAACUUCUCAAAGUAGCUAUUAUUGGAACACCCAAUGCUGGUAAAAGUACAUUUGUAAAUCGCCUCAUGGGUUGGAGAAUUUCAUCUGUAUCUAAACGACCACAUACAACCCGACAUCGAACUACAGGAGUUUUAACUGAUGCAAAUAAACAAAUUGUUUUUCUCGAUACACCUGGUUUUGUUGCACCAUGGCGAAAAAAACGACAUAACCUUGAAAAAUCUAUGAUUCUCGAUCCUCACUCAUGUCUAUGGGAUGCUAAUCUAAUUUGUGUGGUACAUGAUGUUUCAAAUCAUUGGUUACGUUUUAAACUUGAUGAAGAAAUACUAAAAUGUCUUUAUGCACAUCCUGAUAAAGAAGCUAUUCUUAUUCUUAAUAAAGUUGAUUCUGUAAAACGUAAACGAAUGUUAUUAGAUGUAACAACUGUACUUACAGAUGGUUCACUUAAUGGAAUUCCCUAUCGUCUCGAUUCACCAUAUCAUCGUAAUGGUGAACUUGAUAUGGAACGUUUAUUUCUAAAAACAGCUCAUGAAAUGAAUAUUCCAUUACCAAAAAGCGAAAAUGAUUUAAAGAAAGAACAUCUAUUAGCUGAUAUGAAAGAAUAUGAAAAAAAAUUACUAAAUAUUCAAUUAGAAAAUGUUAAUCUUGAUUUAGAAGAAAAUCAAAUUAAAGAAUUAAUAUCUCAACAUGAAGAAAAAGGAUUAACAUUAGAAAAUCUUUCGGAUGAUGUGCCUUCUCAUAUUCCAUAUAAAUCAAUAAAAGAUAUUAGUCCAAUAGAAUUAAAAAAAGAUUUAAUGGAAACAACAAAUUGGCAUUUAUAUUAUAAAAAAUUAUCUCAAAUUCGUUUGUUUACACAAGAUCGUUCAACAUGGCCAUAUUUUAAUCAAGUAUUUAUGAUUUCAGCGAAACAAAAUCGUGGUAUAGCUGCUGUUCGAAAAUAUCUUUUCUCACGAACAAAAGCAGCUCCAUGGAUGUUUCAUCGAAAUUUUGUUACUGAUCAAUAUCCACAAGAAAUAGCAGAAUUAUGUAUACGUGAAAAGAUGUUAGAAUAUUUGCCGGAAGAAAUUCCAUAUAGUUAUCUUAUGACAAAUGAACGAUGGGAAUUAGAUGAGAAUGAUAUUCUUAAUAUGACAUUUCUAGUUUAUCCUCGUGCUAAACAAUUGAAACGUGAUGUUAGUGUAUUAUUAAAAAAUCAUGGUGAAGCAAUAAAAUUAAUUAGUACGGAAGCUGAAAAAUCGCUUUCCACAACAUUUCGUUGUGAAGUUAAAUUGAAAUUAAUUGUUAAAACUACUCAUGAAUAA
This is a messenger RNA of Adineta steineri, 1503 nucleotides long. Lineage: Eukaryota; Metazoa; Rotifera; Eurotatoria; Adinetida; Adinetidae. The record is from the annotation of a GenBank genome assembly.